AUGUCUGUCGAUAUCUACCCACCCAUAGCUUCAGCCGAGAUCAAGCUCGCAGUUCAGGACACGCAGCGCCGCGAGCUCACCUGGCUCCUCGACGACCUCCAAGCCACCCUGGGCGAAUUUCGGCAUGGCCUCGAGGACUGCUACGCUCUUCUGGCGCCCAUCGACCCGGGCAGCACGCUCGUCGUGAGCACGCCGCGCAAUGAGGCGGUCAAGGGCCACGUCACGCGGGUCGGCACCCGCAUCGUCAAGGGCACGCUGUCGCUGCGCCUGCGCACCGCUCCUCCGCAGACCCUCUCGGUCGACCCGACGCACCCCAUCCACCUCGCACCCUUGACUCUGCUGCACGCCCGCCUGACCGACGCCCUCGACGUCCUGACCCGCACCCUCGAGUUCCUGCCGGAAGGAGGCAGCGCGAGGACGCUGCCACCCGCCGCAGACGCGACGGCCGCCGCGGCGUUUGUGUCGGCCCAGCUGAGGCUGCUGUCGACGACGCUGCACGAGUCCUCGGCGAUCCUGAAAGGCCGGCCGCUGACGGACACGGACCCGGGCUGGACGACGCUGUCGGCAGCGCCGGGCCACUUCCUAGCGCCGCCUGCGCCGCCGCCACCGUCCUCCAACCUCAACAACUUCCUCUCUGCGCAGCAGCAGCAGCAGCCGGACGCCGCGGCCGGGAACCCGCUGCACAACAUAUCCAUAUACUUUUCGCUGCAAGAGUCUGCGCUGGUGCUGUGGGUGCGGGCGCUCGAGCCUGCCGACGCGGCGCCCUCGUUCGGCAUGAAGUUCGCCCUGGCCAUCGGCACCGCCCGCCGCCUCGAGCACGACGAGAGCGACGUCAUCUUUGGCUACUGCUGCGCCGGCCUGGAUGGGAAGCCCGCGGGCGAUGGGGACCACAGCCGGCACGGACCGAAGACCUCGCCUACGCUGAGCGUCAAGAGGCCCGCCAGCAGUCAGAGCGGGGCACCCGUGUUGUCGGGCACCAGAGACAGCACCAGGCGGAGCAGUAGCAGGAACCCUGGUGGGGCUGCGGGCGGCAGAGAAAAGGAUGGUGAUGCGGUGCAGGUGUACGUGAGGGAGAAAAUCCGUGUCGAGAGCGCAGACCCGAGCCUGAUGUCUUUGUCUGCCAAGCUGGGUGCGUUGACCCAUACUCUGACUAUGGCCAGACGCAAUCUUGCCGCUGUCAUGGGAGAGGAUCUGGAAGACUGA
Pyricularia pennisetigena is the source of this 1203-nucleotide messenger RNA. RefSeq lists its product as uncharacterized. Lineage: Eukaryota; Fungi; Ascomycota; Sordariomycetes; Magnaporthales; Pyriculariaceae. The transcript is spliced from 2 exons. The coding region runs from base 1 to 1203 and encodes 400 amino acids. The record is from RefSeq and is a predicted model, not a curated record. Gene Ontology annotation, cellular component: RAVE complex.